Mycosarcoma maydis (corn smut) is the source of this 1017-nucleotide messenger RNA. RefSeq lists its product as uncharacterized. The record is from RefSeq and is a predicted model, not a curated record. The transcript has a single exon. NCBI's taxonomy places the organism in Eukaryota, Fungi, Basidiomycota, Ustilaginomycetes, Ustilaginales. Bases 1 to 1017 code for a protein of 338 amino acids.
AUGGUCCACCCUUUGAUUGUAACAGCGGCUGCGACUGCAGGUGUUGGUGCGGCGGUGGCCUUCGAGCUAGCCGUCUUCCGACCCUGGCGUGACGAGAAUUGGCCACACGGCUUUGGCGAAGGCGUACGCAGCGAGUUUCUCAAACUUCGUCGAGAAGUUGAGCUAGCAGUCAACGAGAUUUCUAACGGCCUACAAACACUUCGAGACGAUCAUCGACGCAGGAACGACGGCUCGCAACGCCGACUGAGCGACGGCGAGCUUGACGACUUUCGCAAGGGUGUUGGUGAGGAAGCGAGCAGCGAGAGCGCACAGCACGAAUUCGAGAUGCAUGAGCGUCAGGCUUCGUUCUACCGCGAUCGACUGCAGGAAUCGAUGACCCAAGAUCUCGCGAACAUGACGCGCCAGCAGGAAGGAGGACUGAGGAGGCGAAAUCCGUCAACGAUCGAUCCAUUUACUGAUGUUACCGAUGGCACGGCUUCGUCAUGGCACGCUGCGUUCAGCGAUCGAACCACCAAGUGUGCUAACGAGAGGCCCAACGUCGAGACGAACGGAGACUUAACGCAAUCAUUGCAAGAUGUGACGGACGAAGGACAUGUGAUCCUGGACACCAAUGGACUCUCACAGACACUCUCGGAUCAGCAAAGUUCCUUCCACGACCUGGGCAUCGAUUCGCACAGCAGCAAUGCAUCACACUCAUCUGACUCUCCAUAUCGCUCAAAUCGAGCUCUUCAAGCAUUUGGCCAAGAGGAUCUCUCUAGCGGAUCUGGAUCGGGACGCACAGAGAGCGAACCGGACUUUGAAGUGCUGAGCGAUACCGCCGAUUCGCAAGGUAGGUGGAGCCAUGUAGAUGCGCCACCCAGUCCAACCAUUUCGAGCGGCAGUGAGCCUGUUGCUGUGCGCGUCAAUGACGCGAUCUCGGUGAACAGCGACGGUCAGGAGAGCUGGGCCGAACUAAGCGAGCCUGGCUCGGACGAAGAAAGCUCUGCUCCGGGAGAAGGGAGAGUGCGAUCUCUUUGA